AUGACGAGAUUUGCGAAACAUAAGAAACCGAGAAAAGACAAGACCGGUGAAGAUGCAACACCAUGGGAAGCGUUAAAAAAGCCGGUAACCGAAGAAGAAGAUCAACGUAAAGCACAGAAACGUUUAGAGAAAAAACGAAAACGAGAAUUGAAAAAGAUCUGUUUUCGAUGUCGAGCUGCUGGACAUUCAAUGAAUGAAUGUACUGCUGAAAUACCCGAUGAACUAAAACAGAAACGAGAAGUAAAAACUGGUAUCUGUUAUAAAUGUGGCUCCACUGAACAUCGCUUAAAUCAAUGUACCGUCAAAGGUGAUUCAUUCGCCUAUGCAACUUGUUUCGUUUGUGGUAAACAAGGUCAUUGGUCACGUUUAUGUCCCGAUAAUCCAAAUGGUUUAUAUCCCAAUGGCGGAUGUUGUAAUGAAUGCGGUUCGAAACAACAUUUUAAAAGAGAUUGUCCAACGUUAUUGAAAAAACAAGGUAUCGAUGAUCAACAACUAACUUGUCUUACUGCGACGACAUCGAAUAUCGAUGAUAACGUUGAACUUGUCACAGUAAAACCUGUUGAAACAAAAAAGAAAUCGUUAAAACGUUUAAAAAUUGUUAAAUUUUAA
Molecule: messenger RNA, 609 nt
Organism: Rotaria socialis
Lineage: Eukaryota; Metazoa; Rotifera; Eurotatoria; Philodinida; Philodinidae
Source: the annotation of a GenBank genome assembly